AGGGGGUAAAUUCGUUGCUCAGGGGGGGGUAUUUUGUACCCUGGACCCCCUGGUCAGAAUCUAUGCAUGCAACAUCUCCAAUCUCGAAUGGUUUGAAGAUAUCUUAUACUAUGUUUGUGGCAAUACAUUGUAUUCAUUCAAUCGAACCACAAACAAUACCCAAAAGUUGGACGUCAAAGGCUCAGUUCAAGCGAUUGCUGUUGAUUGGAUCGGUCGUCAUUUAUAUUGGUUCAAUCCAUUACAUCAGGUGCUCACUCGUGACAAUCUCAUCAAUUUCAAACCAGAAAUUUUAUUCCCAUUGACUGCCGUUGAAGUUGACAUUAAAAUCGAUGCGAUUCGAGGCUAUUUGUACUUUUCAACUGGAAAUUCGGUGGAAUAUUGUCGUUUAAAUUGCAACGAUAAAAACCGAAAAAAAUUCUAUUCCAUUGAAUCGUUUACUGGACGAAAAGUGAUGGGUUUGACAUUAGAUUUUGAUAUAAAUCGAGUUUAUUGGAUUAUUUGCGGUUAUGAGUCAGCAACGUUGGCGAUUGCACCAUUGAUUUAUGAUGAAUUCAGCGCCGUUGUGAUAGAAGAAUUUACAUUGACCGAAAAUAAAAUUCUGGGACCAUUGGCAUAUCUGAGCAAUCGAUUAAUGUGGCUUCAAGAUGAUCAUACGGCUGUUAUUGGCAAUUUGACGGGCAAAAAUUUGGCGCACAUUCAAAAUAUUGAAUUGAGCGAUUUGAGAUCGUUUCUAGUCAUCGAUAAGACACAACGAAGCAUUCUCGAUUCGGAUGUACCAUUGAAUGUUAUUCCUGAAGCGGUGAAUGCAUCGACCAUUCAAGUGAUUGGUAAAUGGAAUUUCUUUAAAAUCAUUUGGCAACCAAUCGAAACGGUGAAUUACGGUGAAGUUUUUUAUGAAAUUCGAUAUUUGAAUCAAACAGUCGUUGAAAAAAGUCCGUUCGUCGAAAUGAAGGGUGAUAAAAUACCAGCUUACAGCCAAUUGAAUGUCACAAUUAAGGCGUUUACAUACUGGGCAUCAUCGGUGGCAGUUGAGAAAAUUGUGUAUUCACCAUCGGCACCGCCAUCCGAACCAUUGGAACCACGUAUUUUUGUCAAGCACAUCCAUAAUCUACUUAAAGAUGAUUUGGACAUUGAAGUGGUUUUCCGAUGGAAUAAGCCCAAAGCAACGAAUGGACCAUUAAUUGGCUAUAAAAUACGAUGUUGGUACGAAAAAGACAAUAUCCGUCACGAGAAGUACAAUGAUUACGAAAUGCAACCCGAAAAAAAUGAGGAAUACAUCGAAACAGUGGAGAAAAAUACCACAUUCUACUGUAAAGUAAGAGCCGAAACACUUGCCGGCGUUGGAAAUUAUUCAUCAUUGAUAAGUAUCAAUACGCAAAAUGAGAAGCCAAUUCCGCAACUUUUUGCCGCCAGUAAUGAUAAAAUUUAUGUCGUUGACUUUGAUUUAAAGCUCCAUAAAUCAAUUGUAAAUGCCGGCAGCAAAGUGGAACAUUUGUGCUACAUUGCAUUGAACAAAGAGUUCUUUUGGACCAAUGAAAACAAUGAACUAAUGGCAUUCAGCCGAGACGGUCGCAAGAAAUUGUAUUCGAUGAAUAAACCGGUGCUAUCAUUGACAGUUGAUUGGAUCGAACGAAUUGUCUACUGGUCACAAUCCGAAUCCAAAGGCAGUUCGAUUAAUUCGUUCAAUUUAAACACGCAAAAAUCGAAUCGCAUUCUCAAAUCACCGCAUUUUAUCAUCAAUUUGAAUGUAGCACCAUUAAACCGUCAACUCUUUUGGAUCGACAGUGAGUCGCAUAUUUCAACUCGCGGCAAAUUGGUUUCACUUCAUUUAGACGACGAACAAUCAUUGGCAUUUCUUGAUUCGAAAAAUGAAUCGAUUUUUGUGACACAACAAACAUUAUUUCUUGAUACAUUCACGGUAGACCACGAAAAAGUGGUGUGGCUCAGUGAUAUCAAUCAAUUGAUAUCAACCGAUAUUCGAACAAGAGCGUCAACUGUCGUCAAUUUUACAUAUCAACCGAACAUGAUGAAUUUUAAUCGCGAUAGUGCUCGCAUUUAUUGGACACAGAAUAACAUCACCUUUGCCGAAAAUCAAUUGGAACAAGCACCGUACAAGCACACUUUCUUCUAUCCAAUGAAAAUUUUACCGAUUUUUCGACAGAAUUAUCCACCGAUUCGUUGUUUGCUGCCGCCAAAAGACUUUUAUUCGAAGGAAAAACUUGUCGUUAAUAAAUCCACUGAUCGAACACUGUGGCUUAAUUUACCAGUGCCAAAAGGUGUCGAUAGCUGCUCAUUCGUACCAAUGUUUUGGAAAUUUAGAAUCAUGUACGCCGAAUUGGAAAUUGAAGAGUCACAAAUUUGUUCGGUAAAUACAUGUAAUUCGCCUGAAACAAGUGAUAAAUUGAUUGAAAUCAACAAUCUUAAGCCGUUUACCAAAUAUCAAUUUCAAAUAGGCAUAAGCAAUUUCUACACAGAAUAUUUGCACAUGAGCCUAAAUUUUACACGGCCUUUGGUGUUCCAAACGGAAAUCGGUGCACCGUCGAGUCCGAGAAAUGUUACGACAAAAAUGUUGAGUCCAACUGAAAUCUAUCUUAGUUGGUUGCCACCGCUUGAGAUCAACGGGCCGGAAAUUCAGUAUGAGGUUCACUAUUCCACCGAAAAUGAAAUCAACGGAAAGAAAAAUCACGUUAAAAUGACUGUCAAAGGUGAAAACGUAACGUCAAUUACCAUAAAUGAAUUGCUGCCAAAUCAGCCGUACAUCGUAUGGGUUCAAGCGCACACAACUGAAAUGCUGUACAGUGAAAGUCCUCAUAUAAAAAUUAAAACACUGCCCAACCCAGAAAUGAUUCAAUUAAUUUCGUCAACAUCGAAAUCUUUGACGGUUGCAUGGGAACCCUACGUACACGCUUCAAAAUAUAUGAUGUUUUGUCGUCCAAUCGAAUGCAAUGAUUCGUUUGCUGAUCUCAUUCUUGAUUCUGCGCACGAAGUGAAUAGUACGAAUAUCCAACGAAGUGGGCACAAAGUGACCCUUUUAAAAUUGCAUCCAAAAUCUCAGUACAUUUUUUGGUUACAAUUUUGGUUUAAAAAUCGCAUUGAUCCAUAUACUUGGCCGCAAAAGGAGCGUUUUGUGUUUAAAACGUAUACGGAUCGACCGAUUGCACCAGGCAAGCCUAGCAUUAUGAUUCGAAACAAUAAGUAUGAGAUAAUCUGGGCACCGGCCGAAAGUAAUGACUCCAAAAUCGAAGAAUAUUGCUUAGAAGGUCUUCGAAUGCGUGGUCUUAAUCAAGCCGGCCAUUCAACCAAUUCGAUUGAAAAAAUUAGUCAAGGAAAUACUUUAAUGGAGCUGCGACAGACGUUUAAUGAAUCAGAACCAAUCGCAGACUCAUGGGUCGUUUACUACAAAGGCAAUGAUACAUUUUGGAAAGUGGAAGGCUUGAACGACAUUGCAAUGUAUUCGUUCCGAGUAAAAGCACAAAAUGCGAAUGGUUGGGGCGAAUAUAGUGCACUGAGCGGACGAAUCACAGAUAUUCAACCGCUUUCAACAAAUAGUGAACAACUUGUGAUUGCUGUAGCCGCACCAGCAUUGAUUGCCAUUUUAAUUGUAACAGUUUGGUGCUUUACUUGGCGACGAAAGCGAUUGUACAAUCUUCAAGGGGAAAGUAGUGGCUACAGGUCUUAUGCAAUGCUGUCAUUAACAGCCUGUCAACAUUAUAUGGGUCAACAAAACAACCAGAAUCAUCACCACUAACCAUAGAAAUGAGUCAAGUAUAACGGAAUUCAAUCUCUAUUUCAAAAUCAGUUUCACCGCAAAUAGCACCUGUCAACUCGGUUCUAGAUAAGAAAUGUUAAGUGGCAAGAACAACAUCAUACAUUAAUAACAGAAGUUUACCUUAGUAUGAGUUCCAAGAAGAGUUAUGCCAAUAAAGUUCAGGAUUUGGUUAGCUUAUAGGCUUAAAGAAAAUAUGAACCUAAAAACAUAGCAAAGUUACAAAACUAAUGUCUGCGUUGUCUUUUAAGUAACUGGAAUAAAAAGAAACUAACUGAGGGAAUUUAAAGAAAAGCUUUUACUCUAAUAAGAAUGAUUUUCAACUGCAAUUUAAGGAGAUGCUGAAGAGGGCGAAAAAAUAAACAGCGGCGAUAAUUUCGGAUAUUCAUUAUGCGGCAUAAAAGACCGGGAAUGGAUCGAAACAUCGAGAAAACAACCAAUUAAAAUUAAACCAUUACCAUAUAAAAAGCCAUUUUACAAGCCGUUCUAUAUAAAAUCAAGAUAUAAUGUGCGAUUUACAUAAUGAUUCAUGGAUGAACUGUAAUCGCAUUGCAUAACAACACCCAUAAAAUCAGUUUGUAAUAAAUAGGUGUUGUUUUAGGGCUAGCCAAUAGAUUGCCUUGAGCAAGUCCAAAGUAUCCAAUAACAUAGUUUGACAUUUUUACAGGUGGAAAAUUAAAAACUUUCAAAUUACAGCAUUGACUUUUGA
Messenger RNA from Contarinia nasturtii (swede midge), 4475 nucleotides. RefSeq names its product proto-oncogene tyrosine-protein kinase ROS-like. The transcript is spliced from 4 exons. NCBI's taxonomy places the organism in Eukaryota, Metazoa, Arthropoda, Insecta, Diptera, Cecidomyiidae. The annotation marks the transcript as partial. Gene Ontology annotation, molecular function: protein binding. The record is from RefSeq and is a predicted model, not a curated record.